CCUUGCGCUCAUCCGUGUCAUGGUUGGAAUCAGAAGCGAAUUAUUGCAAUGAAAAGCUUGGAACGCCUCACAGGCGAUGUCUUGAGGCAAUGAAGAAGAAUGCGAACGAAUACAAAUUCAUUGAUGCGAAUAUUUGUGAGAAUUUAAGGAAUGUUCAGAAUUUAUGUGACGUUGAGGAUUCCAUUGAUGAUUCUGUAUUAGCUACUAUUAAGAGAAGAAUGAGAAAGUUCUCGGAACGCGUUCGGGUCAUGCUCAAAACGAAUGUGGACCUCCGUCACGUGUAUUCGGUAGCGAACAACGCUAGUCUGACGGCGAGUCAAGUCGCUGCCGGCAUCGUUACAGAGAUGAGGAACAAAGCUGAUCCUUUAUUGACUUGGCUGUCCUGGAGCUCGUUUGUGACCAGCCUAUUCUUAUUGUUAAUUAUCAUCAGAGCAAAAUACUAUCAGAACAUGUACGAAACAAGAUCUAGAUUCGACAACAGGUAUAUAACAAAGGAACUGCUUGAAAUAGAUUCAAAAAGAAGACAGGAAGGAAGGAAAAACGUUCUACCGUUGCAUAGGCGUGAGAGAGAUAAAUAUAUCGCCACGACUUCGCUACGAUUGAUGCAAUCAGAAAAAGUAAAUUGGAAUCGUUCAGUUAUUUUCAUGAUAAUAACAACAUUCAAGCUAAUGAUUCAUAUAACAGCGGAUUACAGUUUAUAUUGGGUGUUAACGUUAAUACGUCAUCAUGAGAGUCGUCAGACGCCAGUCGAAGAAAGUAUAACAGAUCUGGGAAUAAAAGUCUUUGGAUCAGGAUUCGUAGCCAGAUUCCUAAAGUCUAUAUUGGAUGCAUUAUGUAUUCCAUUGCAUCCUCCCGUUUCUGUGCCUUCAUCGUGCUUGCCAAGUCCACAUCCACCGGACUUCCGACGAUAUAUGCAGAUUGGUUUCUUGAUAUUGUUGCUUUGGUUUUUCGCACUGUUUGAGCCGUAUGGUCUUCGGUUGCGGCACAUGAUAAUGGCUCAUUACCGACCAGAAAGGGCUGAGGCGAGGGCGAUGUGGCUUUACAAUCACUUGCUGAGAACUCGAGAGGACGAUUCUUCCCCGCCGCCGACUGCAUCGGGAAACAUUUCCGUCAACGACAUGGUCGCCAUGAUGUCUACGUGGCAACGCAACCAAGAGGAAACGUUUGAGAAACUUCUACAUACAGUUCUCAACCAAUCGCACCGGUCAUCGCCGCCGCCCGCUCAACCUGCACUUGGAAACUUCGCCUCGUGCAAGGCUCGCUACAGCGGAGCGCCAGACGAAUCACUNGCCAAGCUUCUUAUAGAGGAAUACUUCCUCAGAUAUGGAUUGCCACGUCGAGUUGUGUCCGAUAACGGGACUCAAUUCAUAUCCUCAGUGAUGCAACUUUCAAUGUUUAUUUUAGGUAUUAAACAAGAGCUCAUCCCAGUUUACCACCCUGAGGCUAAUCCCGUCGAACGCAAGAAUCGGGAUCUCAAAGUACAACUGUCUUUAUUAGUAAAAACCGAGCACCGGAACUGGCCUAAAUAUCUUGCCCAUGUUCGGUUCGCUAUGAACAGCGCCGUCUGUUCCACCACUGGGAAGACUCCAGCCUUUUUAACGUUCGCACGCGAGCUUCGCACACCUUAUGAGAUGCACCAUGAUUUACGUGCAAUCUUAGAUAAAGAGAACUUCGUUCCUUCGGCCACUCCAUAUUUGCGCUCCUUCAUACGUACCCUACAGGAUAUUCGUGAUCGUGUUGAGAAGAAGCAAGAUCAGCGUAAGGAGAUAGGUGAUACUGCACGCCGUCCUAUGCCUCCUUAUAAAGAAAAUGAUUUGGUCUUGGUCAAAACCCACGCACUGAGCAAUGCCUCGAAAGGAACUACCAGCAAAUUCAUGCCAAAACGAGAUGGCCCAUAUCGCGUUAAACGUGUUAUAACUCCCACUACCUUUAUACUCGCUAAUUUGACUGACGACGACACUGUCAUAGGAAAAUACCACAGUUCGGACCUGACCCCCUUUACUCAAACGUCUGAUACCACACCCAUUGUUCCAAAGAAAGGUACUUUCAUAAAGUUUGCAAGACGGAAAUUACACAAGGAACAUAAAUAUAACAAGCAGAAUGAACUGACGUUCCGUGAAUGGCUUCAGAAACGUGUGCCAUUUCAUUUUCUCCUUCGCAUACUCGGAUUAGGUUCGGACGACAAACGUUGCUUGCUCUGUGGCGUGCGAGAAUAUUCUAGAAGUUCACACAGAGAACUGAUAAGGUGUACUACGAACAAAUGCCCCGGAACAUAUUGUCAGAGCUGCUAUGUGGAUAUCGGCUGUCUAUGCACUGCGUGUCUACUGCCGGAAGACUAUGGCGAUCUUAGCGACGUGAGCAUGGAGAAAGGUUCCGACGAGAACUACAUCACUAAUGAUUCAGAAGACGAUUUUGUAUUUAAUGAUUGUAGAAAGGAGAAACAAAAUGAAGAAGAAAUAAAAUAAGUUGAUAAUUAAUAUUCUUACUAA
Messenger RNA from Bombyx mandarina (wild silkworm), 2489 nucleotides. RefSeq names its product DC-STAMP domain-containing protein 2-like. Gene Ontology annotation, cellular component: membrane. Lineage: Eukaryota; Metazoa; Arthropoda; Insecta; Lepidoptera; Bombycidae. The record is from RefSeq and is a predicted model, not a curated record.